AUGAGCUCCAUAAUUGUACUCCGUAAUGUACGCACGUUUGCACAGCUGCUACCGAGCGAGCAAGGCGUCCUCGCUUCGACAUACACCGAGGAACCAGGCGAACAAGCCACAAACCCUGUGGCCAUGCCUCUGGUGACGCCACCGGGACAUGAUCCCCGGCAGUCGUUGGUCCCGUCUCAAAGUUCAACAGGCCGUCUCGCAUAUCACCGCGAACAAGCAAUCUAUGCAGUGCUUUGA
This is a messenger RNA of Sporothrix schenckii 1099-18, 237 nucleotides long. RefSeq lists its product as uncharacterized. The coding region runs from base 1 to 237 and encodes 78 amino acids. The transcript has a single exon. The record is from RefSeq and is a predicted model, not a curated record. Lineage: Eukaryota; Fungi; Ascomycota; Sordariomycetes; Ophiostomatales; Ophiostomataceae.